Messenger RNA from Trichoplax adhaerens, 573 nucleotides. RefSeq lists its product as uncharacterized. The record is from RefSeq and is a predicted model, not a curated record. Gene Ontology annotation, molecular function: calcium ion binding. The annotation marks the transcript as partial. The transcript is spliced from 2 exons. Lineage: Eukaryota; Metazoa; Placozoa; Uniplacotomia; Trichoplacea; Trichoplacidae.
AGUGGAGAAACCGUAGAAGAUGGUAGCGUAUCUCAAGUGCCGUGUAUUUGCUCUGCUGGAUGGAAUGGAGAUCAUUGUACUGUCGACUUUGAUAGCUGCGCUAAUUUCCCGUGCUACGAGAAUGUAACUUGCACAGAUAAUGUAGCUCCAUUAACCGGUUAUACAUGCGGCAGUUGCCCACAAGGUUAUACAGGAGAUGGUAUAUUGUGCUCUGAUUUCGAUGAAUGCGCUAGUUCAGCCACAAACAAUUGCCAGCAAGUCUGUGUCAAUACUGUCGGAGGCUAUACCUGCGAUUGUCAAUCUGGUUAUCAAUUAAAUUCUGACGGAAGGACUUGCACGGAUAUUAACGAAUGCCAGAAAUCAGCAUCUCCAUGUCAUCAAAAUUCAAAUUGCAUCAACACUGCUGGCUCAUAUCGAUGUCAAUGCAAGAAUGGAUAUAUUGGUGAUGGAAAAUUAAAUUGCACCUGUAAGAACAGCAUAGCUACAGCUUUUUCAUAUCAAAAAGCUUUGUUUAAUUCUGUUAUAAUUAAAGGAGAUGAAUACGGAUUCUUGUUUAGUAGAUCUAACGGUUAA